This is a messenger RNA of Stereum hirsutum FP-91666 SS1, 1192 nucleotides long. Its product is annotated as Clavaminate synthase-like protein. The record is from RefSeq and is a predicted model, not a curated record. The transcript is spliced from 5 exons. Lineage: Eukaryota; Fungi; Basidiomycota; Agaricomycetes; Russulales; Stereaceae. The coding region runs from base 61 to 1083 and encodes 340 amino acids.
CUGUAGACCGCUACAUCUCUCUUACCGCCUAGCAGAAAAAAUCUUGAACUCUAACCCGUCAUGGCAGCGCCUUUUGAGAUCCCGCUCAUCGACUUGCAGUCGUCAACACCCGCCGAUCUGCUACAUGCUAUGAGCACUUGUGGUUUCAUCCAUCUCUCUCUGAAUGGCACUCCUUUGACGAUGGACGACGUUCGCCACACCUUUGCGCUCUCCAAGAAACUCUUCGACGAAUUGCCCCUAUCCGCUCGUGCAUCGUGCCCGCAGGAUGCCGACUAUAAUGGUCAUGUCCCACUUGGAAAGUCGAAGCUUGCUGCUGAGCAUGGUCAGAAACUGGCAGACCAUAAGGAGGGCUUUGGCUUCGGACGGUUCGAUCCACCGAGGACUCGCUCGGGACAACCCCUUCCCACUGGGUUUGAGGUCCAUCGCGAGGACCUCGAGUCGUUCAAAGACAAAUGCUACCAGACCAUGCUUCUGCUUCUCGACGCCCUCUCCACCGCUUUCGACCUCCCCUCCAACUUCUUCCGUUCUUGCCACACCAACCCUGGAGCAAGCGGUCUCUCCCUCCUCAAUUACCCACUUCCACCUGCCGGCCUAGCUUCUCUCUCAGAGGCCGACAUCCGCGCAGGUGCUCACAAAGACUGGGGGAGUGUUACAUUACUCUUUCAAGAAGAAGGCGGUCAGUCUGGUCUUGAGGUCUUCAAGCCUUCGUCGACCGUGAAGCAAGACGGUGUAGCGUUGAUGUCCCAAGUGGAUCUGGAAGCUGGUACAUGGCACCCAGCUCCCAUCAUCCCCAACACAGUCCUCAUCAACCUAGGGCUUAUGAUGGAAGCCUGGACCGCAGGAAAAUGCAUCGCUACCCUCCACCGUGUUGUCUUCCCAAAAUCCCUCGUCGCUCAACCGAUAACUCGACCACGCAAAUCCAUAGCCUACUUCGGAACACCAGAUCCAGCCACCAUACUCAGACCCGUGCGUGCAGGUGGUCUGGUUGAAGAGAAGGAGGGAGCCCCGAGUGUGAAGGAGUUCUUCGACGAGAGGAUGAGGUUGGGCUAUCCAGAGCCUAAGCCCGUCAGUGCGGCCGCUUAGUGGCGAUAAGAUGUUACAUGGGUCUGAUGGGUCUACUAUUUUGUUGUCUCUGUUUUGGGAAUCGGCCUAUUUCUGUCAAGCUGUCUUCGAUAGUGAUGCAUCAAUAGAA